Messenger RNA from Knipowitschia caucasica, 378 nucleotides. Lineage: Eukaryota; Metazoa; Chordata; Actinopteri; Gobiiformes; Gobiidae. The record is from the annotation of a GenBank genome assembly.
AUGGAGGACCUGAUGGAGGACCUGAUGAAGGACCUGAUGGAGGACCUGAUGGAGGACCUGAUAGAGGACAUGAUGGAGGACCUGAUGGAGGACCUGAUGGAGGACCUGAUGGAGGACCUGAUAGAGGACAUGAUGGAGGACCUGAUGGAGGACCUGAUGGAGGACUUGAUGGAGGACCUGAUGGAGGACCUGAUGAAGGACCUGAUGGAGGACAUGAUGGAGGACCUGAUGGAGGACCUGAUGGAGGACCUGAUGGAGGACCUGAUGGAGGACCAUCUGAGGAGCCGAGGACCUCGAGCUGCAGAUGGAGACAGGAGUUUGGACUUUCUCACAGGCUCAUGCAGCUAUCUGGCUGAAUCUGAGUCUUUUGGAUUUUAG